Molecule: messenger RNA, 669 nt
Organism: Eimeria necatrix
Lineage: Eukaryota; Apicomplexa; Conoidasida; Eucoccidiorida; Eimeriidae
Product: Dynein heavy chain 11, axonemal, related
Exons: 2
Coding region: 1-669 (222 amino acids)
Biological process (GO): microtubule-based movement
Cellular component (GO): dynein complex
Molecular function (GO): minus-end-directed microtubule motor activity; dynein light intermediate chain binding; dynein intermediate chain binding
Source: RefSeq, a predicted model, not a curated record
AUGCUAACAUUCCAGCUCUUGCAGAAAGGGAACCUAAAGGACCAAUUUGACCCGAAGUUGAUGGACUUUUUGCUGAAAGGCCCCAUAAAGCAAGUACCCGAAAACCCUCUUGCUGACUGGUUGCCCAACAAGGCUUGGUAUGCAGUGCAAAAGCUCAUAGAGCUUCCCGGAUUUGAGUCAUUUGCCACAAAUAUGCAAAAGGACGCUCCUUCAAGGUUCAAAGAAUGGUUCCAAGAGCUUCAACCAGAAAAAGUCAAGUUGCCCCUUGACUGGAAGGCGCUUGACAACAUGCCAUUCAAAAAGCUUGUGGUGCUGCGCUGCCUACGGCCAGAUCGGCUGACUGCAGCAAUUUCGGAUUAUAUUCGCACAAUGCUUCCAUACGGGGGGCAGUAUUUAGAUGGAGACUCUGCGUUAUCAUUUUAUGAAAUUUUCGAAUCGUCCUUCGAGGAAUCUACGGCCACAACUCCAAUCUUUUUCAUUCUUUCACCGGGGGCUGACCCCGUAAAGGAGAUUGAAGCCCUAGGCAAGAAGAUGGGAUACACUGCAAACUUCAACCUGCACAACGUCGCAUUAGGGCAGGCAAGAUACACUGCAAAACAGAUCCACAACCCAAUAAACACUUCGCAAGGAAUAUAUGCUUCGGUGCCUGAUAGGCACUUUCUUUUGUGA